GUAUGAAGUGAGCAUGUUUACAAUGAAACGGAGAAUUUAUAUUCUGGAAAAGAAAUCAAGAGUUCAAAUCUUAAAAUCUAUUGGUAACUCAGUUAGAUGCCUCCUGAGUUCUAAAACCAAAAGUAAAUGGGCUGAUAUCAUAGAUUAUUAAAAAAACACCCAUUUCCAUUUCCAAUGAAAUGUCAUUAACAGCUUAUCAGGCUGUCAAAUCACAAGCAUUGAGAUCUGGAGUUAUGGAAAUGGGCAAUGGGUUCUGGGCUGUUGCAGGGCUUGUUUUCAUGUGUUGCAUUGCAGGUGGAGCAGAGGCCUAUCAAAAUCUCACAGUUGGCGGCGCCGCCGGUUGGUCAUAUGAUGAUCAGACUAACUCAACAGCAGCUGAUUACAGCAAGUGGGCAAAAAACCAGAGUUUUAGCCUCGGCGACUACUUGAUCUUCAACACCAACUUCAACCAUAGUGUUGUACAGACAUACAACGCAUCGACUUAUGUUAGCUGUGAUUAUUACGACUCUGAGGAUGACGAUACUCAAAUGGUUUUGGGAAUGGAUCCCAGCAAGCCGAACACCAAUGUCACGGUUUCUGUUCCUUUGACUAUACCGGGGAUGAACUAUUUUUUCUCCGGUGAGCAAAAUGGGAUUGAGUGUAUGGCAGGGUUGAGAUUUGAGGCAAAUGUGAGUGUUGGGGAGGGGCUUCCACCCAGUUUGAGGCAUCCUCCACCACCGCCAUUUUCUGACAUACCUGCGCCUGCAAUUGGUCCUGUCUCACCUCCACCUCCACCUCCACCUCCAGACAAGAGUAGUGGGUCUCAAAUAGUUAUAAAAGCUGCUACCUUGUCUGCAUUUGGGCUGUUGUUGUCCAUUGUAUUUGGGUUUAUUUAGUUUUGGUUCUAGUUUUUGGAUUUGUUGAUGGGUGUUGAAGAGGGAUUUCAUUCAGCCCAAAUUGAAAGCUGUUUUUUUAAGUUACUUUUGUUCAGGAGGGCUUUUCUUGGCCUCUAUGUGUGGUCAAUCAUCAUUCAAUGGAGUUUCUUUUGAGUUUCACUGUGUUCAAAAGAAAUGUCUUCUUUGAGGUUACAUUGCAAUUGAAAGAAAUAAAUUCUUCUGUUGUCUUA
Cryptomeria japonica (Japanese cedar) is the source of this 1105-nucleotide messenger RNA. RefSeq names its product early nodulin-like protein 18. Gene Ontology annotation, cellular component: plasma membrane. The transcript has 2 exons. The coding region runs from base 180 to 875 and encodes 231 amino acids. Lineage: Eukaryota; Viridiplantae; Streptophyta; Pinopsida; Cupressales; Cupressaceae. Gene Ontology annotation, molecular function: electron transfer activity. The record is from RefSeq and is a predicted model, not a curated record.